Messenger RNA from Glycine soja, 2056 nucleotides. Its product is annotated as laccase-17-like. The record is from RefSeq and is a predicted model, not a curated record. The coding region runs from base 67 to 1803 and encodes 578 amino acids. Gene Ontology annotation, biological process: lignin catabolic process. The transcript is spliced from 6 exons. Gene Ontology annotation, molecular function: copper ion binding; hydroquinone:oxygen oxidoreductase activity. Gene Ontology annotation, cellular component: apoplast. Lineage: Eukaryota; Viridiplantae; Streptophyta; Magnoliopsida; Fabales; Fabaceae.
ACUCCUAGUGUAAUAACUAAGAGUUAAUUUCAAGAUCAAACUUCACACUUUGAGAGAGAAAUUAAUAUGGGUGUUUCCCAUUUUAAAAUCCCAUUAUUCCUUUUGUCAUUGAUCAUCUUUUGCAUGUUUGAGCAUGCUCUGGCGGGCACUACUAAACACUACAAUUUUGAAAUAAGGCACCAAAAUGUGACACGAUUGUGCCACACAAAGAGCAUUGUGACAGUGAAUGGCCAGUUUCCAGGACCUCGCAUUGUAGCUAGGGAGGGAGACCGUCUUCUUAUCAAAGUGACUAACCAUGUUCAGAACAAUAUCACCAUUCACUGGCAUGGAAUUAGACAGCUUCAAUCAGGGUGGGCUGAUGGGCCAUCAUAUGUGACUCAGUGCCCCAUUCAAACAGGCCAAACUUUUGUCUACAAUUACACAAUUGUUGGUCAGAGAGGCACUCUCUGGUGGCAUGCUCACAUUUCAUGGUUAAGAUCAACUUUGUAUGGUCCUCUCAUCAUUCUUCCCAAGCUCAAUGCUCAAUAUCCUUUUGCCAAACCCCACAAGGAAGUUCCUAUCAUAUUUGGAGAGUGGUGGAAUGCAGAUCCUGAGGCAAUCAUAACACAAGCCCUUCAAACCGGUGGAGGACCAAAUGUAUCUGAUGCCUACACAAUUAAUGGACUUCCAGGGCCAUUGUAUAACUGCUCUCACAAAGAUACAUUCAAGUUGAAGGUGAAGCCAGGGAAGAUUUACCUUCUACGUUUGAUCAAUGCGGCACUCAACGACGAGCUAUUUUUCAGCAUUGCAAAUCACACCCUCACAGUUGUUGAAACAGAUGCAGUUUAUGUAAAACCUUUUGCAACCAACACCAUCCUUAUAACCCCAGGCCAAACCACUAAUGUUAUUCUCAAAACCAAUUCUCACUACCCCAAUGCCACAUUCCUCAUGACUGCGAGACCAUAUGCUACUGGCCUUGGCACUUUUGACAACACAACUGUGGCUGCCAUAUUGGAAUACAAAACCCCAUCAAAUACUCACCAUUCAGCUGCUUCACUGAAAAACCUUCCACUCCUCAAACCUAUUCUCCCUGCACUCAAUGACACUUCUUUUGCCACAAAAUUCACCAACAAACUCCGCAGCUUAGCAAGUGCUCAGUUUCCAGCCAAUGUACCACAAAAAGUUGAUAAACACUUUUUCUUCACAGUAGGCCUUGGCACAACUCCCUGCCCACAAAACCAAACUUGUCAAGGACCCACCAAUUCAACAAAAUUUUCAGCAUCAGUGAACAAUGUCUCUUUUAUACAACCAACCACUGCACUUCUCCAAACCCACUUCUUUGGGCAAUCCAAUAGGGUUUACACCCCUGACUUCCCAACCAAACCAUUGGUUCCAUUCAACUAUACAGGGACCCCACCAAACAACACCAUGGUGAGCAAUGGCACAAAGGUGGUGGUUCUUCCAUUCAACACAAGUGUAGAACUUGUGAUGCAGGACACCAGCAUUCUUGGUGCUGAAAGCCACCCUCUCCAUUUGCAUGGCUUUAACUUUUUUGUUGUUGGUCAAGGAUUUGGUAACUAUGAUCCAAAUAAGGACCCUGCAAACUUCAAUCUUGAUGACCCAAUUGAGAGGAACACAGUUGGUGUUCCAUCAGGUGGAUGGGUUGCUAUCAGAUUCCUAGCAGAUAAUCCAGGGGUAUGGUUCAUGCAUUGUCACUUAGAAGUGCACACAAGCUGGGGUCUUAAGAUGGCAUGGGUUGUCUUGGAUGGAAAACUCCCAAAUCAAAAGUUGUUCCCACCGCCAGCUGAUCUUCCCAUGUGUUAACAAAAAACUCAAAUUGAUUCAACAAUGAGCAAUUGCUUCUUACCGGUUGCUUUCAUUUUCUAUUUUUUAUUUUUUAUUUUCAUUUUUGGGUGAAAAAGGAGUUGAGGUCUUGAGGAUUGAAUUGAGAUUGAGGUUGAACUUUUUCCUUUUUUUGGAUGAUAAUUUUAUUUAUAGGAGACGUCUUUCUCUACAAAAUUGUAAUCAAUUAAUUUGAAUGAAAAUUCGUCAUGAAUAUAUUAUUAUUACAAAUGCA